Messenger RNA from Wasmannia auropunctata (little fire ant), 2941 nucleotides. It is a transcript of the gene EloA, whose product is annotated as transcription elongation factor B polypeptide 3. NCBI's taxonomy places the organism in Eukaryota, Metazoa, Arthropoda, Insecta, Hymenoptera, Formicidae. Gene Ontology annotation, biological process: transcription elongation by RNA polymerase II. The coding region runs from base 469 to 2679 and encodes 736 amino acids. The transcript has 8 exons. Gene Ontology annotation, cellular component: elongin complex; nucleus. The record is from RefSeq and is a predicted model, not a curated record.
UGAUGCUCGGUGAUUGGCUCGUCGGUAGAAGAAGCGAUCGGAGCCCCCUGAAGGAGAGGAGUCUCUGUUCAGAAAACAUUACCCUAAAAAACAUGUGUGCGACACGUAAAUGUCAAGCGGAGCUUUAAGGUAUUGUAACACGAAGUUUGCGUAAGCGUAAAUUAUUUCUUAUUGAUAAAGAAAUACGGCCAAUCACGCGUACGGGAAAUGCGGUGCUAUGGCCGUGCCCGCUUUGCAUCAGAUGAUCGAUCGAUUUUUCUGUGAAUAGCAUUAUGCAAAUCCGUCUUUACGUGCGGUCUGCAGUAACUGAACUACACGACUCGCACCGAUCACACGUAUGCUCUAGUUUAGUGUGUCUCAUCUCGUUCUCGGAGGGCCGUUCGUGUCCACAUUCGCGUUUACGUGUCGGACCUUUUUUUUGCAAGCGAUAUUAGCGGUGAGCAGCUGGUAGCCGCAGCUGGCCGCAGCAUGUCUAUUGUCCAUAAAAUUACUUACUACCAACGCAAUUUAGAGACCUGCGGUGAUAACGAGGAUCGGAUAUUACAUUGCAUUUCAAAGCUAUAUAAGCUACCUGUGACAGUACAGCAUCUUCAACAGACAGGUGUAGGAAGAACUGUGAAUGGGUUGAGAAAAUACUAUGGUACUGUGGGUGAUGCCGCUAAGUCCCUGGUUUGCAAAUGGAAGAACAUGGUGAUAGACGAUGACGAAGAGUCUGUUGAGAAGGAAGAUGAGGAUGAAACUGGUGUAAUUGAUGCUCAUGCUGACACCACCGAAUCUCCAAAGCCAGAAAAUAUAGAAGAAAGUGAUUCUUCUAUAUCUUCUGAUCAAUCGUCAGAAUCAAAAUACACGCAUAAGGAGGACAAGAAUACAUUAACUAUGAAACAUAGUGUAGUGCAUGUGUCUAAGUCUAAGACUGAGGAAAAGCAAGAGAUGCAUGAAAAAAGUAGGCAUUCCUCCAAGCAUCAUUCGCAUAGUGAAAAAAGAUCUAAAGAAUCAAAAACCAGUAAAAGUAGUGUGAGUAAAGAAGUUCACAGCUCAAUGAAGCAUGGUAGUCAUAGCAAAAGUAAUGAUUCGAAAAAGACUAUUGAUAAAACUGUUCAGAUUAGUGAGGAUAAUAGAAAAAGAAAAACAAUCGACUCCAGUUCCCUAAUGAAGGAGAACAAGAAGAGGAAGUUGUCAGAUAGCAAAAGUGAUGAUGAAAAAUCUCAACUACCUGUUUUGGAACAUAAUCGUUCUCAUCUGAAAUCUUCUGGAAUUCAGAUAGAGGUGAAAAUUAAAGUAGAAGAUGAACAGUUCUUAACAACUGAUAACAAGCAAGAUAUUAAACAGGAGAAGUAUUUGCAGGGUAAAUCCAGAAGCAGUUCCAGUAAGCUUAAGUCCCAGGAAUCAAGUAGUAAAGCAAAGGACAGCAGUGAAAAACAAAAGAAUAAAAAAGAAGAGCAUACUAGUCAUAAAAAACAUGAUAUAAAAAAAGAUUCCAGUCAUCAUUCUAGCAAAGAAACUUCCAAAUCAAGAGUCAGUUCCUCUAGUAGUAAAGAUAUUAAAAACAAAGACAAGGAUAAAAGAAGGGAGCACAAGGAGGAUAAGAAUAAACGCGAGAAGAAAAAAGAGACAAGAAUUAAGUUAAUGCAGGAAAUAAACGGUGACGAAGGAAUAGAUUGCAAUUCUGGUGCAAGUUUUGCGGAAGCACUUGGCAUGUGUUCCAUGCCUCAGCCAUCGAAAAAGCGUCAAAGUAAUUUGUCCAAUACAACUUCUAGUAAAUCAAUUAAAACGGAACGGAUGUCGCCACCCGUUAACAGUAGAAAAAUGCCACCUGUGAAAAUAGAAUCAGAAUGCGACGAUAAUCCAAAUCCAUUAUCCCUUUUAGCACCGAAUGUAAAGUUGGAACCGUUGAAUGUAGAUUUGGCAUCUACAUUACCUGAAAUUAGUCCCAAUUACAAGCCACUGCCAUACAUUAAUCCUAUGCAACGCCGAGAAGAAGUCAAGCCUGUUGAGGAUAUUAUUUAUAUAUAUAAGAGUCAAAGGACAAAAGUGUAUUCUGGUAACAAAGUUGGUUACACAAGCGUGCCGACAUUAUAUGAAAUGUGCAUCAGGGUGUUGAUAGAAAAUAUCGAUGCACUCGAGUUUACUGGCGGUGUACCAUAUGAUAUAUUAAAGCCGAUUCUAGAACGUGCCACGCCUGAUCAAUUAUUUAUGUUAGAGCAUCACAAUCCAUACCUCAUAGAAGACACAGACAUAUUAUGGCAAUAUCAUUGUAAUAGAGAGUUCAGGAAUAAUGAGAGACAGGAAAUGGAGUCGUGGCGUGAAAUGUAUAUGCGCUGCUUGGACGAGAGAGAAGCGAAACUAAAAACACUCACCGCCAAUAUUAAGCAAUCUAUAGACAAAUCCGUCCCAGUGAGAUCCACUAAACUUGCUUAUGUGGAUAAUAUCGUGAAACCACCACGCAACGUAUUGAAAAAACAGGCAAAAUAUGGUACAGCCAAUGCCACCCCUGCUACUAUCUCCAGUGUAAAGAAAAAAUUAGCUGCCGGUGGUGCAACUAACAACGCGACAAAUAUUGCUGUACCACCACCGCCAAUGUCCCGGUUUAAAGCAUCAACAUCAAGUAGCAUGAAGAAGACAAAAGCACCACUUAUGGCAAAGGCGUUGCAGUUAAUAAAAGGUCGUUACAAACGGUAGUGGUAGCAGUAAUUUCACAAAUAUUUCGAAUUAUUAAUAAUUCAAUAAAUUGUAUAUUAUUUCUUAUAUUCAAUAUUUUAUAACAUGUUUUCCUGCCGCGUGAGGAGUAUGCGCCCUACUUUGAACUUUCAAGCCGUUUGAUAUUUUCAUUAUUACUUAAUAUUAUCACAAAAUAUUAGAUAAAUCAUGUAUUAAUGCUUAGAUAUAGUCAUGUGGGAAAGUUGCUACAUCUUUUUUUAAUAAUAAUAAAUUAUAAUUAUAU